Molecule: messenger RNA, 786 nt
Organism: Diospyros lotus (date-plum)
Lineage: Eukaryota; Viridiplantae; Streptophyta; Magnoliopsida; Ericales; Ebenaceae
Exons: 2
Coding region: 25-630 (201 amino acids)
Source: RefSeq, a predicted model, not a curated record
AAGAAGAAGAAGAAGAAGAAGAAGAUGGAGGAAACCACCAACACCGCCACCACAGUGUCCAUGGCCGCCAAGGGCCAGCAGGUUGAGGCUGCAAAGAAGACCCAAGAGACGGAGCUUCCUUUAUACGAUGAUUUUGAACCUUUAUGCACUUGGCAUAGGGAGGAAGAUAAAGAUACGCUUGUCGUCCAUCUCCCUGAAUUCAAAGUAGAUGAACUGAAGGUCUUUACUAGCAAUCGCGGCAACCUGAAGAUUAGCGGAGAACGCCCCAUCAUCAAUGGAAAGGGACGCGUUCGGUUUACCAAGGAGAUGAAGAUCUUGAAGAACUACGAUGCCAGUAAAAUCACUGCCAAGUUUACCACGGAUGGCUGUACUCUUCAGGUUACGCUGCCCAAGAAAAUUAUUCCUAAUUCAGAGUCAGACGCCGUCGCCGCCGACUUGCAGCCGAAAGUGGGAGGGGAAAGCGGAAGGGCCGGCGCCGGUGCCGGCGCAAAGGUGGCGUUGAGCUUUGCAGUGGUGGCGGCGGCGGUGGCGGCAUUGGCUGUGGGUGCUUAUGCAAUAUUCAAGCGUGGUACAUCUUCCUCCAAUGCUGAUUCCUCCGCCGCCCAGGCCCCCGUUUCUCCAAACAUUUAAUUCAGUAGAGAUGACGGCGGUGGCAUUAACAAAAACUUACCACGCCAUGUCACACUUGUUCUUACCUAUUUUCAUUCCUGUUUUAUUAUUAUUAUUAUUAUUUUUUUCACGUGUAACGACCAAGUAUCAUUAUUAUAGACAUGUUAAACAACCUAC